AUGGGCAAGCUACUUUCACUCGGCGCGAGACUGCGCUACCCGAUUACCAUUACAAAACUUCUCAAGCACCCCGGCGACGCCAUCCAAAAACAGGAGAGCGUACUGGAAUACUCCUUCAAAUGGAUGCGCGAGGUCGGCGACCCCAUCGCUGGCGACACAUGGCAAGAGGAGGAAACAACCGUCGUUGGUUGGGAUAGUCCUGCCGAGGGCACCCUCAAGCAAUGGCGUCUCAAGGAGGGCAUGACAUUUACACGCGACGCGCCGUGUAUGAUGGUCGAAGAGGCCUGCUCCCACGAGAUCCAGUUCCAAGGCUUGUGCGCCAUCUGCGGAAAGGACAUGACCGAGGUUAAUUGGGCCACCAACGAGCGCGAUACCCAACGCGCCACCAUCAAUAUGACACACGACCAGACUGGCCUCAUGGUCAGCGGCGACCUCGCUGCGCGUGCCGAGUCCGAUACCCAGAAACGUCUGCUGCGACAACGGAAGCUGAGUCUCGUCGUCGACCUCGACCAGACCAUCAUCCAUGCCUGCAUAGAGCCUACUGUUGGCGAAUGGAUGGAGGACCCGUCAAAUCCCAAUUACAACGCUGUCAAGGACGUCAAAAAGUUCCAGCUCAACGAUGAAGGUCCUCGGGGGAUGGUCACAUCCGGCUGUUGGUACUACAUCAAAAUGCGACCUGGCCUGGCCGAGUUCCUCGAGAAAGUCGCGGAGCUUUACGAGCUACACGUCUACACAAUGGGAACGCGCGCAUACGCCCUCAACAUUGCCAAGAUUGUCGAUCCUCAACAGAAGCUGUUUGGCAACCGCGUCAUCAGCCGUGAUGAGAACGGGAGCAUGAUUUCAAAGAGUCUCCAGCGGCUGUUCCCGGUCAACACCAAUAUGGUUGUGAUCAUUGACGACAGAGCAGACGUAUGGCCGAGCAAUCGCCCUAACCUAAUCAAGGUUGUGCCGUACGACUUCUUCAAGGGCAUUGGCGACAUCAACUCGAGCUUCCUUCCCAAGAGACAGGACAUCCUACCCGCGCCAUCCGAACCCGAAGCGAAGCCAACACUAACAGCAACCACAAGCGAAUCACAAACGAGCGAGGCUCCAUCAACAGCUGAGCAACCAAAUGGCAAGGUGUCUGCCAUUGACGAACUGGUUAAUAUGAGCAGCGGCGACGACAAGGUCCUACAGGAAGCACAAAGCGGAGAGCAAGAAAGGUUGCUGGAACAGCAGAUCAAGGAAAGGCCGCUUCUCCAUAUGCAAGAGGCACUUGACAAAGAGGACGAACAGAACGAAAAGGUUACACAGGAAACCGAGAACGGCGCACAUAUAAUGAUAGUACAGCAUCGAUCGCAAGUCCUUCGCGACGACGAUGCUGAGCUGCUGUACCUACAACAGCACCUCACUCAACUGCACCAUAAGUUUUACACCGAAUACGACGAGAAGCGCGCUGCUGCACCUACCCAAUCUGCCCCGCGGAAGAAAGUGGGUGACGACGGCAUCGAUCUCGAUGCCGUUCCAGACGUCGGUGAAGUGCUCGAUACGAUGAAGGCUUCGACCCUCGAAGGCACCACGAUUGUCCUGUCCGGCCUCGUUCCCCUUGGUGUCGACGUCCUACAGUCCGAGAUUGGCAUCCAAGCCAUGAGCUUCGGUGCACAAAUCUCGACGAGGGUGUCCAAACAGGUCACUCAUCUCGUAAUAUCUACAUCCCGCCCGCGGACUCAAAAGGUGAGGCAGGCAGCGAAGAUUUCGAGCAUCAAGAUCGUCAGCCAAAAUUGGCUAUCCGAUUGCCUCAGUCAAUGGCAGCGUGUCGACGAAGCGCCCUACCUGGUAGAGGUUCACCCUGCAGACCGCCGCCAGCUGGCCAUGUCGGAGACUACCGACGCUGAAACCAUUUCCGAUGCUGAUGGCGACGAUUCACGGCCGCAUUUGACCAUCAUUGACGAAACGGGUGAGCAGCGUGUGCUCGAGGAAGACGAGGAUGCAUCGGACGAGGACGAAGGCGAUCAGGACGGAGACGAAGAAAACUUGAUGCUGGAAUUUGAGGACGGACAAGUGAGCCCCAUAGACGGCUUGAAAUCGUUUGACUGGGAAGGCGUCGAUGAUGAGAUGAAGGAGUUCCUCGGAAGCGAUGAUGACAGCUCGGAUGCGGAUACGGAAAGCCGCAGUGGUGACACUGAUGCCGGUGAAGAUUUGCCAUCAUCCCAAGAGUCUUCCAAUUCUGUCACUGGCGGUACCAAGAGGAAAGCCAUGGACGACGACACGGCUUCCGACGAAGGAGGAAGCGCACUGUCCAAGAAGCAACGCAUCGCCAAAAGCCGCGGCGCCUCCAAGCUCAGCUCAGUGCGGACCCCCAACGUCGAAGAUAACAAUGAGUCGAGCAGUCUACCAACCCCUCAAGUUACGGGCGACGAGGACGACGUCUCGCUCGUCCCAGAGAGCGCCGCUGUGAACGGAGUUGACGACUUUGACGAGGACGAUCUCGAGGCAGAUCUCGAGGCCGAGCUCGCAGCCGCCGGAGAGGACUAG
Molecule: messenger RNA, 2514 nt
Organism: Colletotrichum orchidophilum
Lineage: Eukaryota; Fungi; Ascomycota; Sordariomycetes; Glomerellales; Glomerellaceae
Product: FCP1-like phosphatase
Exons: 1
Coding region: 1-2514 (837 amino acids)
Cellular component (GO): nucleus
Molecular function (GO): RNA polymerase II CTD heptapeptide repeat phosphatase activity
Source: RefSeq, a predicted model, not a curated record